AUGGAAUAUGAGAAAGUUGGUGAAUCUGAAUCAGAAAAAGCUAUCAAGAAUUCUCCUAAUGUGAAAACAAAGCCUAGAAAUACUCCAGAUAUCCCAGAAGUCCCCAGGCUUGAAGUUCCAGCCUCAGUGCGGGACAUCAUCUAUCGGAUUCAGCGAGCACAGGUCACUCGAGCCAGAGAUGACCUUAAAACACAGAUGGAUCACAUAAUGAGCAACGUGGAUCGAAUAAUGGAACGCUACAAUCUUGGUUCUAGCCCACCCUCUAUAAAGAGUAUCUUCCUUAAAGAACAUAUGAGAAAACAGAGAACUACAUUUUUGGAGAGUGUGGCUACCUAUACCAAGAAUGCUGAAAACAGAGAAAAGACACUUGCCUACAUUCUGGCCUGGUUAGAAGAAUGGAAUGCUAUUUUAUCUGACAUAACUACAACUGAUAUUGAUGAGCACUACCACUUGAUAGUACGAAUGGAGAUGUUUCCAGACACAUUGAGAGCCAUUGAGAACAAUGUCAACUUACUAUGCAGCAUGAGUUCCACCUUCCUGAAAGACAAGAAGACUCAAAAGAAAAAAGCAGUAUCUAGAGGUGCACUAUGGAAAACCUGGAAAGACAGAUGUAUCAAACGACCCGCAACAGCAUACGCAUUAAGACCAGAUCAAAUGAUUGCUGAUCAAUACACAACAAACACAAAGGUUUUCGAAAUCCAAAAUAUGCUGCAAGAACUCAUAGGCUCCGCCAUGUUUACCAAAUUAGAAAACACUGCUAUCAAAUACAUCUCAUCAACUAUCCUAAAUCUCUCUAAAGCCUUGAGUGCUGCAGCUGAGCAAUUAAAUAUUUCUAACAUCGUCAAUGACAGUGCAUUUUUCCAGAAGUAUGAAGCAGAAAGAGAACUCUCGCGACGCAUAAUUUAUGACCUCAGUGAGCAAAAUGAGAAGCUGCAACGAAAGCUUCAAGAGAGAGAAGAACAGUAUGAAAUAAUUCAACUAAAAAGUGGCAGAGAUCAACAAUAUGAAUCAUCUUCCACAGCCACGACUAAUGUCAAAGAUGAUUAUACAAAGGGCAGUCUAGGCAGCAUUCUAGCCAAAGAAUUUGACAAUACUUUAUUUAAGUCCCUUCCAAAAAAACCCAAAUAUUCAGAGACAGAUCUUUUAUUGAAAGCCCCAACUGAAGUGAAGUCAGAGUUAUCUCAAGAACAGCACCUCCAAUCUGAGGGCAAGACCAAAAGAGCUUCCUGGCCUUAUGAGUACGCCCCUGGAGGGAAAACAUCCAGGCAGAGAGUGGAUGCCUAUGUGUUCGAAAGGACUGGCUACUAUCAAAUUGAGAGAAGAGAACACACAAAAAGCCUGUAUAUCCACGACCGCCCUGGAUCAAAUGUUGGUGAGGAUGGUGGGGAAAAGACACUGACUGAGGCCAAAACGAAUCAAUACUAUGAACUAGGAGAAACAGAGAACGAAAGAGAAGGAAUAAAACCAAAGACAUCCUCUGAAUCAGAAAGCCAAUAUUACCCUUUCAGUGAAACCAAAAAUCAAGAUGCCAAAAGUGGAACACCUUAUGAGGCAGAGCAGGCCAGGAAAUUCAAAACUGAAUCUCCCUUGGAAAAGGGGCGUAUUUUGCCAGACCUGAAAGAGCCCCCCAUUGAGUCAGCGAACAAAUGGACUAGGAGCCUAGCAGGUCCAUUGAGUAUGGCUCAAGUGAAGCAACCAUCAAUGCCACAGAAAGUUGAAGUUCAAGGAAAGACACAGGACAUCCCCUUAACAAUGAGCAAAAGCAAAAUAUGGAGGAGAGAACCUAAGGAAAGUCCAGCCUUCAGCAAGCAACCCAAAUCCCCUCAACUUGAGAAAUCCCGCCCAAAUACCCAGGAAGAUUCUUCACAACCUGAAAGGGUGCUGGCAACUCCAGAGGUCAAAGGUGAUCAGAGUAACACGGAAUCAUUUCAGAAAGCCUUAAUGGAUUUCCUUAAAGAGAAAAUUAACAACAUAGACAAGCCUGCUGAUGAAAACACCAUGCCAAGGAAGGAGAGCUUACUGAAAAGGGCAGAAAUGGAAAACUUUGAAACAAUAAAAGCAAAGAUGGAUGAAUACUUCCAAAAAAUGGCUGAGAUCGUGACUCAAAUGGUGAGGAAAUUCAGAGUUGCGAAAAAGGAAGGAGCCGAUGGAGAGAAACGUAGGCUAUCCAAAAAGUCGGAUUCAUUCAUGCCAGCACCACAGGAUGAGAAGUCAUCAACUACUGCCAAGUCUGAAAUCAGCACUUUCCUCUCAAAUGAAAACAUAGACCCAGUAAUGAAAAAUGUCAUAGAAACGAUCUUGGCUGAAAUAGAAAGUGAGGGAGAUGCUGCAACAGUCUCAACAGUAAGAAAAGAACACAAGAAAGCAAAGCCUAAACAGGAGAAAUAUGGACAAGAAGGUCAAGGGACAAUGCAGGACAAACCCAGUCUCCAGAAGGAAGCCGAUAUGAUAACAGAAGCACGGAAGACCACAGCGAAAGAGCAAGGGAUGCAGAGAGAGAGGGGAGAGCUGAGCCUGGAUCUGAAGGCGGAGAGACAUCACCAGCAGAAAGAAAGAGGGAAGAAGGAGGAGAAGCAGAAGCUACGCGAGGGGGCAGAGCGCCUUGACAGACAAGGGGAGAUGGCAGCAGGCCAUGAGAAGACCAAGGGGAAGAAACCUGAAGAUAAGACCAAAGGCACAGCACAGGAAUCCCAGUUACCCCAAGGCAGAACCUUCCAUGGAGUCUCAGGGCUCCCGCCCGAGACACACUCCCUACCAAGCACUCCUCCACCUUCUCCUCAGGUCUUACUACCUGGGGACCUUCACAUCUACCCACAGCCCUUCACAGAGCACAAAAACAUCACUCCUCAGCUCAUCCUGACUCCUAGGGAGGCCCAGCCCCUGGGCAGCGCUCUGAUCCCUCAGUGGACCCAGGCCUUGGGCAGAAUUCAAACUCUUCAGCAGGCCCAGCCCUGGGAGGCCACACUGACACUCCAGCAGGCCCAGGCCCUGGGGACAAUCCUGACCCCCCAGCAGGCCCAGGCCCUGGGGACAAUCCUGACCCCCCAGCAGGCCCAGGCCCUGGGGACAAUCCUGACCCCCCAGCAGGCCCAGGCCUUGAGGACAACCCUGACACCUACGCAGGCCCAGGACCUGGGGACAACCCUUACCCCACAGCAGGUCCAGGCCUUGAGGACAACCCUGACACCUGAGCAGGCCCAGGACCUGGGGACAAUCCUGACCCCACAGCAGGCCCAGGCCCUAGGAACAAUCUUGACCCCACAGCAGGCCCAGGCCCUGGGGACAAUCUUGACCCCCCAGCAGGCCCAGGACCUGGGGACAACCCUUACCCCACAGCAGGCCCAGGCCCUAGGAACAAUCUUGACCCCACAGCAGGCCCAGGCCCUGGGGACAAUCUUGACCCCACAGCAGGCCCAGGACCUGGGGACAAUCCUGACCCCACAGCAGGCCCAGAACCUGGGGACAACCCUUACCCCACAGCAGGCCCAGGCCCUAGGAACAAUCCUGACCCCACAGCAGGCCCAGUCCCUGGGAACAAUCUUGACCCCCCAGCAGGCCCAGGACCUGGGGACAACUCCAACCCCACAGCAGAUCCAGGACCUGGGGACAACUCUGGCACCUCAGCAAGUCCAGGCCCUGGGGACUAUACUAACCUUCCAGCGGGCUCAGAUCCUGGGGGCAACCCUGACUCCAGAUGAGAUUCAGGUCCUGGGGGAAAUCCUGACCCCCCAGCAGGCCCAGAACCUGGGGACUAUACUAACUUCCCAGCAGGCUCAGGUCCUGGAGGCAACCUUGACCCUCCAGCAAGUCCAGGCCUUGGGGACAACCCUAACACCAGAGCAGGCCCAGGACCUGGGGACAACUCUGACUCCCCAGCAGAUCCAGGCCCUGGGGACUAUACUGACUUCCCAGCAGGCUCAGAUCCUGGGGGAAUCCUUGACACCCCAGGAGGACCAGGCCCUGGGGACAACACUGACCCCAGAGGAGGACCAGGCCCUGGGGACAGCCUUGAUCCCCCAGAAGGCCCAGGCCCUGGGAACUAUACAGACUUCCCAGGAGGACCAGGUCCUGGGGACAACACUGACCCCAGAGGAGGACCAGGCCUUGGGGACAACCCUGAUCCCUCAGGAGGCCCAGGACCUGGAGACAACCCUGACAUACCAGGAGGACAAGACCCAGGGGGAAACCCUUACCCUCCAGGAGGACCAGACCCCCCAGGAGGCCCAAGCCCUAGGGACAACUCUGACCCCACAGCAGAUUGAGGCUCUGGGGAUUACACAGAUCCCCCAGGAGGACCAGGCCCUGGGGACAACUCUGAACAACCAACAGGACCAGGCCUUGGAGAUCACCCUACCAUCCCAGGAGCCCCAGGCCCUGGGGACAAGCCUGACUCCCCAGGAGGACCAGGCCCCAGAGACAACCCUGAUACCCCAGGAGCCCCAGGCCCUGGGGAAAACCUUGACCUCCCAGCAGGUCCAGGCACUGGGGACAACUCUGACCCCAGAGGAAGACCAGGCCCUGGAGAUGAUCCUGAUCCCCCAGCAGAUUCCAAGUGUCUGGGGUCCUCUCACACCUGGGAAGUCCUUCCCCGAAGAGCUCAAGGAGUCCAGACAUUUAUCCAUCGCUGGGAAGCCCCUGGAACACCACCAUGCCCCCAGAGAGCAGUCCCCCUCUCUACCGGCCGCCUCCACCCUUGGGCAGCAACUGACCCCACUGAUCCUGCACGCACUUCAGAAGCCAGGGAAACCUCUGCCUUCCCCGACUCCGCAGUUACUGAUAACACCACAGAAGCCACAAUGGGACCAGAAAUCACGAUUCCCCCCGAUAGAAAAGCCCUCGAUGGUAACUUCACGUUCAGAUUCCGACAAAGCCAAGAUGGUGGGGCCCCUUCAAGAACUUGAAAGGAUGACCUAUUUUGUUGAUGUGUCAGCUCAGAGAAAGAACCUGACACUGUUAAAUGAGGCCGUGAGAACUCCUGGACUUCCUUCCCAUGUACACAUGAUAGCUAGGAAUCUUAUCAUCAAGACACUGCACACAGACGCGGCACGGCUGGGACACCUGUUACACAAGUACGCUGCCUACAGGCUGAUCCAGCGAGUCAGAAACAAUAUAAUCCAUCAAAUAAAAGUCAUCCAAAACUCUGGGAAGGGUUAUGAGACUCAGAAACUCUACAUCAUAUUGAGCAAAAUUGAUGACCAUCAGAAAAAGGUGAUGUGUGCCUGGACUGAGAAGCAGAAGCUUCUAGAAGAGACACGGAAUCAGUGCAUGAAGAAAAUGAUAUCCUUAUUUAGCCAGCUCAGAGACACAUACAAAUUGAAUCUCAGUCAACCUGUUCCAUUGAUCACCCACAAAAAUGAGAUAGCUGCCUCUGCUGAGUUUGCUCAACAGACACAUCAAAAGUUACCAAUAGAAGAGGAUAAGCAUUCUGCCAAGAAAAUCAGAUACCAAGACCAGACGGAUGCCAUCUGGAGAACCGAUCUGUCUACAUCCAGCUACCCAAUAAUAGAGAAGACACCAAUAAGCGUGCCCUGGGACCAGCUGGGUGGGUACCCAGACAUUCCUAGGCUGCUGCAGUUAGAUGUCCAGUCUACCUUCAGAAAAUCUCUUGCAUCCAUUAAAACACGAAUGAAGAAUACUCCUAAGUGACUGUAAAAUAGAAGUAUAUUCAAAAUAAAUUUAUAUAUUUUUC
Messenger RNA from Ochotona curzoniae (black-lipped pika), 5689 nucleotides. Its product is annotated as protein FAM186A-like. The transcript is spliced from 9 exons. The record is from RefSeq and is a predicted model, not a curated record. Lineage: Eukaryota; Metazoa; Chordata; Mammalia; Lagomorpha; Ochotonidae. Bases 1 to 5646 code for a protein of 1881 amino acids.